Molecule: messenger RNA, 969 nt
Organism: Pyrenophora tritici-repentis Pt-1C-BFP
Lineage: Eukaryota; Fungi; Ascomycota; Dothideomycetes; Pleosporales; Pleosporaceae
Source: RefSeq, a predicted model, not a curated record
AUGUACCCGAACGGCAACGACAAGUCUAACAUCGAUGACCUUGAGGUUAUCUAUGUCAAACAGUACUCUGAUCCUAAAGCAGGUGAGUGUGUAUCACUUAUGAACCUUAACGAGGUUAGGAAAAUUACAGGCACCAAAGACAUGGUUAUAGCUGGGGAACUCGACUCUGAAUCUGCAAAGAAGCUCCUGAAUUUGUACUUGGCCACAAAAACAAGCAAGGUUGCGAAAGCGUAUGCGAGAUCAGAGGCUGGGGAAGAGGGUAGAAGUGUGGGUUCAUUCCAAAUUCCGAGCACACGAAGUAUGCCCAUGGAUCCGCUUCGGGAUGAGUACCAGAUAUCUGCUCAAGAUUCAUUACGAAGAUAUAGUGCAGUCAACACCAUCUCCAGCAAAGCUCUUCAGACAUCUUCCCGCAGCAGUAACCUAAUUUUGCCCAGUCCGAAGGAAGGCAACAGCACGAUCGAGUCACCCAUCACAACAUUGUCCACGUCUAUACCUGGAAAGAUUGAGUUCAAAGUCCCGUUUCCGAUUUGUCGCCCGGCAAACGCAGGGAAAGAUGAAUCGAAUAAGGACUCCGAAGACAACACGCUCAAUGCUACGAGUAGAUACCAGGGCGACAACCUUGUGAUUCUGAACCAUUCAUACCCCAAGUCUGAGUAUCACGAUGAAACCGAGAUAUUCGGGAAAGGCCAGACGGUUAUGACUGAACAUAGCAAGUCAGAGGCCCCCGGGACUAGCCGUAUAAGCGGACUAAACGAGGAGCAAUCAGAUGCCUGGUGCUUGAGCGCUAUGUACGAGAAGGAGCUUAGCCUUGCCCGACAGGAAUAUGUCAGUCAUAGGGACGAACUCUCUACGAUGAAUCCGGAGACCAUCACCGCCACGCAGCGUGCCAAACAGACGUUUCUGCGAGACAAAAUGCGCUGGACCAACAAAGCGCUCAUGGAGAGCAAGUCGGGAAAUAACUUGACUUAA